GUAGCCAGCGAAGGGCCAGGAAGGAAAAGGGUUGAGCAUGAGCGGAGAGAAGAGUGGGAGAAUGGCCGGGGAAGAGGGUCUCUCGUUCAUCACUUUCAUCUGCUACGUGGUGUCCUCAGCAUCUGCCUUCCUCACAGUGCCUCUGCUAGAGUUCUUGCUGGCCCUCUACUUCCUCUUCGCUGAUGCCAUGCAGCUGAAUGACAAGUGGCAGGGCUUGUGCUGGCCCAUGAUGGACUUCCUACGAUGUGUCACUGCCGCCCUCAUCUACUUUGUCAUCUCCAUCACCGCUGUUGCCAAAUACUCUGAUGGGUCUUACAAAGCAGCCGGGGUUUUUGGCUUCUUUGCCACCAUCGUGUUUGCAGUUGACUUCUACCUGAUCUUUAAUGAAGUGGCCAAAUUUCUCAAGCAAGGGGACUCUUCCGGUGCAGAUGAAACCACAGCCCACAGGGAAGAAGAGGAGAAUUCUGACUCUGACUCUGAUUGAGGGCCUGCUUGCCCAGCAACCUGAACCACCUGGGGCCUUGGCGGUGGCACCUUCCUGACACAGCUGCUGGAAGCCUGGCCAAGGACAGUGUGACGGGGAGGCUGCUCACGUGGGCCUCCCCUCGGCCUCAAGGUUCCAUCCUGAGCCCAGCAUUCAAGACUGUACCCUUUGGCUUGGCAAGGCUAAACCACUGUGUGUGCCAGGGCAUCUCGGAUACCCUACCGUCUCCCUAUUUCUGUCACACAGACCUUAAGCCCUUUAACCCUGCUGCCAAGACCAAGCACAGGAAGACACAGCAGGGCACCAGUGUCCCAGCCUGCCAAGGCACCUGGUUUGUGCUGCAGGUGAGGCAGGGUGGGGGAUGCCUGUGUCUCACUAACAGGCCCCGUGGUCUCUUGACUGCAUGAGUGCCGCUGCUUAUGCGGGCUCUUUUUGAGAACACUUCUAGGAAUCUUUGGUUCAAGGAGCUAAAGCAGGGAGAAGCUGACCUUGACCUUACCAUCUAGGCAUGGGUCUCAGCACCCACACCCGACACCUUAAACCUCAGAAACCACAUCUCAGGUGGGGUGACUGGUCUGGGUCUAACACCAUUUCAAAGAAGAACUCAUGGACUCACUCGCUAGGUCUGACAGACAGAGGGAACCAGUCAGUGCUAUGGCAGUGACCAUGGCUGGCAGCUGGGCGGGCCCAGCCAAACUCUCUCUUCCUGGAGGCCAGAGUUCUCAGGACCCUGAGGACAGUGUGCUUCCUUGUGGAUACCAGGCAGUUCUCUGGACCACCUCCUGAGAAAUGAGACGAGCCUUUUGCAUCCACCAAAGGAUUUUUAUAUUUAGUAUGUAUCUUUGAUGGGAUUUGGUAGCUUUUCAUAGUUUGUUUUUUGUUGUUGCUUUUUUUUUAAUACAAAAUCAGCUUAACAAAUGAUGUUUUCUGUGACCUAAGAGGUCCUGUGAAUGAGCCAGAGUCCUGGGCCCAGGUUUGGGGCAUUUGUAACUUUAUUCUACUCUCGCAUGUGAAUCACCUACCCUGAAAAAGUCAUAAUGGAUUAAACCAGACUACCUGCUUGAAGUGUGUGACUCUAAGAACCUUUCCGCCACCCAGAGCAAUAAUGUGCAGGAUCGUGUCACAAUUCAGCACAAACUAGGAGAGAAUCCUGACAGCUUUCAAUUUCAGCAACAAGGUACACAUACGAACAGUAUGCCAGGGACUAGAGUAAGCAUCUGCCCAGUGCCUGACUCUUUUAUUUAAUCCCGCAGUCAAGGAAACAGAAACUAAGUGACCAGCCCAGGGCCCUCUCACUUACACAUCAGGACUGUGCCCCAUGGCAGCCAGAACCUAGAGAUUUUGUGGUUUGGAAACCAAACUGACCAUACAAGGAAUGUCAAGGCUGCAACCUAGGAGAACCCUGGUCAGUUUCUGGCUCAAGAGAGAUGGGAAGAGGUGAGGCCUUCUUCCCUAAAUGUUACACAUAGCUGAAAACGGAGCUGAAUGUGAAAAGCCAAGAGAGGCACAGGGUAGAGAUUCUGUUCACCUUGCCAGCCAGCAGAAUGGGUAUCAUGGAGGCCUCACUGCAUCCUGUGGACUACAGCAGCUCUUUCAACUUCCACAGAGCAAGCCUGUUUUCUUUUUGAGGGAUGCCAAGGAUCAAACUUGGGACCUUGUACUUAUAAAGCAGGCAGUGGAACCACUGAGCUAAAUCCCAAGCUCACAAGCCUGUUUCAGGACCUGGGUCCAUGGCCUUUGGUGAGGCAGGGGAGGCAAGGCAGAGAAGAGAGACCACAGUAUUUUUACAUGUCCAUUUAUUAAACAAGAACUCCUUCAUGACAAUUUAAUACAAUAUUUAUUAGCGAUUAGUGUUGAGAAAAUUAUUUCCCUCUACAUACAAAAAUACAGAUUUGAACGCUAUUAAAACAAUCAAGACAAGUACCAUGAAAAAUUGGUCCUUCAAAAGAAAUAAAGGGGAAGACUGAGGGCAGUGUGAGGCUUUGUCUGCUGUCAGGGACAAAUCAAUAGGAACACACUUUGGGGUCCCCACUGCAAAUGUACAGGGUCAAACCUGAGGCCCAUGGCACAGCAGCCAUGUCAGUGUGAGAGGCCAGGAUGGGAGCUCUGCCCCGCAAGCCACAUGAGCCAAAGUUUGCCCAGUGCCCAUCACCUUGGAAUGCUCACAGCUGUGUCUGAACUGCCACAGGAAAGACUUUUCAGAAACAAGGCAUGGCAAAUUAUUAACACUGCCCCUAAAAGUGCCACUAGGUAAAGUA
Molecule: messenger RNA, 2742 nt
Organism: Fukomys damarensis (Damara mole-rat)
Lineage: Eukaryota; Metazoa; Chordata; Mammalia; Rodentia; Bathyergidae
Gene: Cmtm3
Product: CKLF like MARVEL transmembrane domain containing 3
Exons: 5
Coding region: 38-484 (148 amino acids)
Cellular component (GO): membrane
Source: RefSeq, a predicted model, not a curated record